Messenger RNA from Arachis duranensis, 675 nucleotides. RefSeq lists its product as uncharacterized. The transcript is spliced from 2 exons. The coding region runs from base 1 to 675 and encodes 224 amino acids. The record is from RefSeq and is a predicted model, not a curated record. Lineage: Eukaryota; Viridiplantae; Streptophyta; Magnoliopsida; Fabales; Fabaceae.
AUGGCUCCAUAUAAAGCUCUGUAUGGUAGGAAAUGUCAAUCUCCGGUAUGUUGGUAUGAAACUAGAGAAAGAAGUUUAUUAGGGCCUGAGAUGAUAGAUAAAACUACUGAGCAGAUAAAGAAGAUUCGUAGCCGAAUGCUUAUAGCACAAAGCCAUCAGAAGAGCUAUGUUGAUCAAAGGCAAAAGCCUUUGAAAUUUGAAGAAGGGGAGCAUGUCUUUCUGAAGGCUACACCAACUGCUGGAGUGGGAAGAGCUAUUAAGACUAAGAAACUGAAUCCCCGUUAUAUUGGACCAUUUGAAAUCCUGAAAAGAAUUAGGCCAGUAGCUUAUAGAAUUGCUUUACCGCCUUAUCUUUCGAACUUACACAAUGUGUUUCAUGUAUCACAGCUUCGAAAGUAUACUCCUGACGGGAGUCAUGUUCUGGAACCGGAACCAAUCCAAGUGAGAGAAGAUCUAACACUUUCGGUAACUCCGGUGAGAAUUGAUGACACCAACGCUAAACGAUUGCGUGGGAAGGAAGUAUCACUGGUAAAGGUAGCCUGGAGUCGAACUGGUAUUGAGGAACACACUUUAAAACUUAAGUUAGAUAUGCGGAAGGACUACCCACAUCUCUUUUCAGUACUUGUAACCUUCUUGUGCUUGCCUUUAUCUGUUUAUUUGUCUGUGGAAUACUAA